This is a messenger RNA of Populus trichocarpa (black cottonwood), 3497 nucleotides long. RefSeq names its product N-terminal acetyltransferase A complex auxiliary subunit NAA15. The transcript has 26 exons. Gene Ontology annotation, molecular function: protein-N-terminal amino-acid acetyltransferase activity; protein binding. Gene Ontology annotation, biological process: N-terminal peptidyl-methionine acetylation. Gene Ontology annotation, cellular component: cytoplasm. NCBI's taxonomy places the organism in Eukaryota, Viridiplantae, Streptophyta, Magnoliopsida, Malpighiales, Salicaceae. The coding region runs from base 234 to 2942 and encodes 902 amino acids. The record is from RefSeq and is a predicted model, not a curated record.
UUUCUUUCUGACAGUAGGGUUGCAUUUGCCCGUAUUCCCUUGCAUUGCACCAGAUAAACGCCACCACUCAUCUCUCUCCUCUCCAUCUCCACUUCGCAGCUCUCUCUACUUCAAUAAUAAUAAGAAAAAAACAUUAACAAAACGACACCAAACCCUAAUCACCAAUCUCUCUCUUAACUCUAUCUUCUUCUUUCUGUAAAACCCUACCUUUUCCUCAAUCAUUGACAAAAAAAAUGGGAGCUUCUCUGCCUCCCAAAGAGGCUAACCUCUUCAAGCUCAUCGUCAAAUCAUAUGAAAGUAAACAGUACAAGAAGGGACUGAAGGCAGCAGAUGCUAUCUUGAAGAAGUUUCCAGACCAUGGAGAAACUUUAUCAAUGAAGGGUUUGACAUUAAAUUGCAUGGAUCGAAAAUCUGAAGCAUAUGAUCUUGUUCGACUUGGCCUAAAGAAUGACCUUAAAAGUCAUGUUUGCUGGCAUGUUUAUGGCCUUCUUUACCGUUCUGACCGAGAGUAUAGGGAGGCCAUCAAAUGCUAUCGAAAUGCAUUGAGAAUAGAUCCAGACAAUAUUGAAAUACUGAGGGACUUGUCACUCUUGCAGGCUCAAAUGCGGGACCUAACAGGUUUCGUUGAGACAAGACAACAACUUCUAUCCCUGAAACCAAAUCAUCGCAUGAACUGGAUUGGCUUUGCUGUUGCCCAUCAUUUGAACUCAAAUGGUUCAAAAGCAGUUGAAAUUCUUGAAGCAUAUGAAGGGACACUGGAAGAUGAUUAUCCUCCAGAUAAUGAACGAUGUGAGCAUGGGGAAAUGCUUUUGUAUAAGAUCUCUUUAUUAGAGGAAUGCGGUUCUCUUGAGAGAGCUCUAGAGGAGUUGCAUAAGAAAGAGUCGAAAAUUGUUGAUAAACUGACUCUUAAAGAACAAGAGGUUUCUCUAUUAGUGAAGCUUGGCCAUCUUGAAGAAGGUGCUGAAGUGUACAGGGCAUUACUUUCCAUUAAUCCUGACAACUACAGGUAUUGUGAAGGCCUACAAAAAUGUGUUGGGUUGUAUUCGGAAAAUGGUCUUUCCUCUUCUGAUAUUGAUCAAUUAGAUGCCUUGUACAAAUCACUUGGGCAGCAAUACACUUGGUCAUCUGCUGUUAAGAGAAUACCGCUUGAUUUUCUACAAGGUGACAAGUUUCAUGAAGCUGCAGAUAACUAUAUUAGGCCCCUCCUGACGAAGGGAGUUCCUUCAUUAUUCUCAGAUCUUUCACCACUAUACAAUCACCCUGGAAAGGCAGACAUACUGGAGAAACUCAUUCUUGAACUGGAGAAUUCACUUAGGAUAAGUGGGGGAUACCCUGGGAGGCCAGAAAAAGAGCCUCCUUCAACACUUAUGUGGACCUUGUUUUUCUUGGCUCAGCAUUACGACAGACGGGGACAGUAUGAUGUUGCUCUUAGUAAAAUUGACGAGGCUAUAGGGCACACUCCAACUGUGAUUGAUUUAUAUUCUGUCAAGAGCCGCAUUCUGAAGCAUGCCGGUGAUUUGCCAGCUGCUGCCACUUUGGCAGAUGAAGCUAGAUGUAUGGAUCUUGCAGAUCGAUAUAUAAACAGUGAAUGUGUUAAACGUAUGCUGCAGGCUGAUCAGGUGGCUUUGGCAGAAAAAACUGCUGUUUUGUUUACAAAAGAUGGGGAUCAGCACAAUAACCUUCAUGACAUGCAGUGCAUGUGGUAUGAACUUGCAUCUGGUGAGAGUUACUUCCGUCAAGGUGAUCUUGGGCGGGCUUUGAAGAAGUUUUUAGCAGUGGAGAAGCACUAUGCAGAUAUAACUGAAGAUCAAUUUGACUUCCAUUCCUAUUGUUUAAGGAAAAUGACUCUACGAGCCUAUGUGGCAAUGCUCAAAUUUCAAGAUCGUUUGCAUUCACAUGCAUAUUUCCACAAAGCAGCAGCUGGAGCUAUCAGAUGUUACAUAAAAUUGUUUGACUCUACUUCAAAGUCAACAGCUGAAGAAGAUGAUGAAAUGUCAAAGUUGCCUCCUUCUCAGAGAAAGAAGAUGAGGCAAAAACAGAAAAAGGCAGAAGCCCGAGCUAAGAAAGAGGCUGAGGUGAGAAAUGAAGAAUCAAGUGCCAGUGGUGUUUCUAAGUUGGGUAAGCGGCACGUUAAACCUGUAGAUCAAGAUCCAAAUGGGGAAAAAUUAUUGCAGGUUGAAGAUCCAUUGUUGGAAGCUACAAAGUACUUGAAGCUGCUUCAGAAACAUUCACCUGACUCUUUGGAGACACACUUGCUUUCUUUCAAUGUAAAUAUGAGAAAGAAAAAAAUUCUACUCGCUCUUCAGGCUGUAAAGCAAUUGCUAAGGUUGGAUGCUGAAAGUGCUGAUUCCCAUCGCUGCUUGGUUAGAUUCUUCCAUACAGUGGGCACAAUGACUGCUCCCGUGACAGAUACUGAGAAACUUGUUUGGAGUGUCUUGGAAGCAGAGCGUCCAUUGAUUAGUCAAUUGCAUGAGAAAUCUCUCACUGAAGCAAAUAUGAUUUUCUUUGAAAAACAUGAAGAUUCUUUAAUGCAUAGAGCUGCAGUGGCUGAAAUGCUAUCUGUCUUGGAACCUAACAAGAAACUAGAGGCUGUUAAAUUAAUUGAAGAUUCAACCAACGACCCUGCACCAACAAAUGGAGCACUUGGACCAGUCAAUGAAUGGAAACUCAAAGACUGUAUUGCAGUCCACAAGCUCCUAGUAGAAGUUCUUAAUGACCCAGAUGCUGCAUUGAGGUGGAAAUUGCGUUGUGCCCAAUACUUCCCUUGCUCAACAUACUUUGAAGGCAAGUGCAGCUCAGCUGCAUCCAAUUCAGUGUACGGUCAGAUUGCCAAGAGCCCUGAGAAUGGAGGCUCAAACCAUUCUGAUGGUGGUGAAAUUGCAGAUUUUGUUGAAUCAAAUGGAAAGCUGGAAACUUUCAAGGAUCUUACCAUCAGAACAUGAGGCCAAAUGAACGUAUCAGCUAACAUGCAACUGCAGUUUGUGUUAGUGGGUAGAUCAGAUCACCAGGUGGCAGCAGAAAAUUAUACUCCGGAGGAUUUUUAGUUUGCUGCUCAUUGGGGAGCAUUCUUGUGAGGUUUUGUGCUAGUCAUGUCAUUCCUCGAUUGUUGCUUUGAGAUCAAAUUUUUUGAUUUUCACCGGUUCUACCUCGCCUUAUUCUGAGAUGCAUUUCUUUGCAAAUGUGUAUAACAUACUUCUAUUGUGUUUUUUUUUUAGGGUUGAUUUCUUUUAAUUCAACUCACCACUUGGUGAGAUAUUAGACAAGGGUGGUGGCUCUGUGGGCCUGACAGCAUUUGAAGUUAUUUUUAUCUCUAGGUCAGGGAGUUUCAGAGCACUGGUUUUACAUCUGAUUAGCAUGGAACAAUUUCUCAUAGAGCUGAUCUCUAGAGCAUGCUGUACCCUUUCUGUCAACCGUUAUUUGAUUUGUAAAUGCUACAUAUUGUUAAAAAUUUUGCUACAAGAUUCAUCAAUAACCAUAGUUUUUAUCAAUUUGGCUGA